UGGCAUCACCUCUAGAUUGUCAUGGUGUGUAAAGGUUGAUUUUGUUUUUGUUACGUUUUUCAUAUUUCUCGAAUUUUUAAACUAAUUAUAUCGCAAGACACAAUGAACAGAAUAAUUCAAAAUAAUUAUCGGUAUUUGAAAAAAUCAACCUUAUUAUGGGAGACCAGACAGUAUCAAAAUUUUCCAUACAUAACGCUCUCAAGGUCAUUGUCCUACUACACAAAUCAGCCGUUAGGUUUCCAACAUGAUAUAUCACAAAAAGCAAUCAAUGCAAAAAUUUGUUUUUACCCUUAUAUAAGAACAAUAUCAACAACCAAAUGUCAUUAUGAUAAAGAACCAUUGAAACCAUCUUCGAAAGUUGAAGCUACAGUUGAAACAAUAAAAAAGGGGAUAGAAGAACAAGAGAAGCUACCUAAAAAGGAGGAAAAGAAGAAGAAGAGUCUUAAAGAGCGUGUGAUGGAUGAAUUGCGACAUUAUUACCAUGGCUUUAGAUUGUUGUUUAUUGAAAUAAGAAUAUCAACAUCUUUACUAUUUCGAAUUUUAAAGGGAGAAUCACUGACACGGCGUGAACACAGGCUAUUGGUGACAACUAUUGGUGAUUUAUUCCGAAUGGUGCCUUUCAUAGUGUUUAUUGUGGUACCAUUUUUGGAAUUUGCUUUGCCGCUUUUUAUCAAGAUGUUUCCAAAUAUGCUGCCUUCCACAUUUGAGAGCAGAGAUCAAAAGGAAGCAAAGUUAAAACAACACUUAAAGGUAAAAUUAGAAAUGGCAAAGUUUUUCCAAGAAACAUUGGACCAGAUGGCACCGCAGGCCAGCAACAGACACUCCGAACUCGCUAAAGAGUUUUCUGGUUUCUUCAAUAGAAUAAGAACAUCUGGUGAUGUGGCAACAAGUGAGGAGAUUAUGAAAUUCUCUAAGUUGUUUGAAGAUGAAAUCACUUUAGACUCUUUGCAACGACCCCAUUUAGUGGCAUUAUGUAAAGUCUUAAACGUAAGCACCAUUGGUACUAGUGCCAUGCUGAGAUUUAAUUUGAAGAUGAAGUUGAGAUCUUUAGCAGCCGAUGACAAAAUGAUUGCCAAAGAAGGAGUUGAUAGUUUGAAUUUUAGUGAGUUACAGCAAGCUUGCCGGGCACGAGGUAUGAGAGCAUAUGGUGUUUCAGAGGAUAGAUUAAAAAAAGAACUGAAAAACUGGUUAGAUCUGUCAUUGAAUGAAAAGGUACCACCAUCUUUGCUUUUGCUUUCACGAGCUCUGAUGGUGCCAGAACAUGUGCCUACUACAUACAAACUCAAGGCUACUAUAUCAGCAUUGCCGGAACAGGUUGCUACACAAACAAAGGCUGCCAUAGGUGAAAAGGAAGGCAAAGUGGACUUUAAGGCUAAAGCGGAAGCCAUUAAAUUGGAAGAGGAAAAGAUCAAGGAAGAGAAAAAAGAACUUCAAGAAGCAGAAAAAGAGAAGGAAAUCUUGGAAGCCAAGAAGAGAGAAAAAGAGGAACUCAAGGACAAAGCACCAAUCAUUGAUACAGAGUCAACUCCUGUCAUGAGUGAUCCAGCACCGGUUAUUGCUGUUGAUUCCAAGAAGUCUGAAGAGGGUCUGUCUGGUAAAGACAUUGAAGUAAUUGAAGACGCUUUAGAGAAAUUAGCUGAACAGAAAAAGUCUCUGCUACUUGAGAAAGAGAGCAUUCAAGAACUGAAAGCUGAGCUCUCAGAGUAUAGUGAAGAUGUGAAAGAAAUGCAGGAGAUAGUGAAGACCAAACAGGCAGACAUCAAAUUGACCAAGGGUGCUAAGAGAUUAUACCGUGCAGUAAACAAUAUGAUAAGUAAAUUGGAUGCUGCUUUAGUUGAAUUGGAGAGUAAAGAGAAAGCUCUCAAAACUACUCUGGAGCAGACCAAGUCCGAACCGCAAAAGGCUAAGGAACAGCUGAUCCAAAUUGAUGAACUGAUGCAUUCCAUAAAGAGCUUACAAAAGGUACCUGAUGAGGCAAAGUUGAAAUUGAUACAGGAUGUAUUGGGAAGAUUAGAUGACGAUUUUGAUGGACAGUUGAAGAUUGAUGAUGUUUUGAAGAUGUUAGAGAUAAUAGGCAACGAAAAUGUACACUUAUCAGAGAAGCAGAUGGCAGAGUUGAUCGAGUUGCUAGAUAAAGAGGAAAUACUCGAAGUAGAGAGUAAAAUCCAGAAAGCGCUCGACAAAGCGGCCGUCGCUGCAAAAGAACACGAUAAGUCUACGGAAUCCGAGGGAAAGAGUUUAUUCGACAUAAUCCGUGAGGCGCAAAAAAGGAGAGAAAUGAAGAAAGCCGUGGAAAAAUUCGAAGAAGAACGCCCGGUGCCGAAGAGUGAGACGAUAGUCAAACCAGAGGAGAGCAGUAAACGGCCAGAGAGUCACUGAAGUGAAUAAAAAGCUGUUUAUAGAUAUAUAAAAUAUAUAGCCAUAAUUACCCUCAGCUUGGUUUCAAACGACAAAUCUACUCUGAGGGUUUUUCUAGGACUUAGUUUGUUGAGGUCGAAAACAGUGUUAUGUAUAAACAUACAUAUAAUUUAGUAUCAUUGAAUACUAAAAACUUAUUAUGUCGGCUUGAAUCGGUAUACGAAGGCUAUAAGUCUGGUAUAUUAUUUAAUGCAUUAAAAUUUUGAAAUCUCAUUAUCCAUUCAAUAGGCAGGAUAUAAACUAUAUAAAAUACAAUGUAGGGCUCGAUCUUUGUUUUAUCAAGUUUUACGAGUUAAUAAUUCAUACUACAAACCCGCACUUUCGAAGUGUUACAUGUACAUGCAAAUACUAUUUCUUCAAAGUAGUAUGUUACUCUAGAUGACAAUAAUUUUUUUUUUUAAAUGUUGUAAUCAAUCAAUGUAAAUAAAGUAUAAUGGUCAUAUUGUAUUGAAUUUAUCUUUCUGUAACGUACAAAUUUAUCUUGAUGUUGUUAAUUUAUUUCCCUGCUGUAUUUGUUACUUCAGAGAUUUAUUAUAUUGUUUAUGCAUUUCUGUGAUUUAUUCAAUUUUAAGUUUUAUUUAAUUUGUUCUAGCAGUGGAUGUAAUGUUGGUGCACAAAAUGGAAAUUGUCGACAUGUUUGCGUUAUGUAUAUUAGAUAUUUAUCCACAUUAUUUUCGUUUUACUGUCGGAGUCACCAUGUCACUAGUAUUGUGGUAAUAUCAUUUGUAUUUAGAAUGUAUAAUAAGCUAAUACAUAUUUUUAUCUCAUAAUUUCCGUUAAAUAUCGUAAUUUAACCUUUAAACCUGUAAUUGAAUUUAAAAAGUUUGUAAGGUCAUUAUCCGGUAAGGCACAAUAAAUUUAUAAAUAAUCAAUAGAAAGCAAAACAAUUUUUAUAUUGAAUUUAUUAAAAACGUAACUAUAUUUAUAGUUUGAAACUAGUGCCUAACCAAUUCUUUCAUGAAAUAUGCUUUGUUCAUUAAGCAGAUUUAUGCAACAUUAAUCCACAUUGUACUUGUUGGAGAGUGACCUUGAAUAGUCUCUUGUGAUGACAGAAUAUUAUCUUGUCCAAUGCAAAAAUUAGGGAAUAUGACAAAAAUCGCCAUGAUAACAAAAUUCUCUGUAUUUAUUAAAACUUAUGUACCUAUGCAGCACCUUUUUUUUCAUUGGACAUAUUGAAAAACUGUAAAAACGAAUAAAUGUUAUUAUAGAC
Molecule: messenger RNA, 3628 nt
Organism: Diatraea saccharalis (sugarcane borer)
Lineage: Eukaryota; Metazoa; Arthropoda; Insecta; Lepidoptera; Crambidae
Source: the annotation of a GenBank genome assembly